AUGGAUUCAGCAUUCCCCAUUACACCGGAGCUGGAAUCCCAGGCUCUGAAGGUCCUCCAAUCUGACUACACGUACCUGGCGGCACUCCUCGCCCCCCUUGACUUGCCAGAUGGCUACAGCCAGCCUUCCCGAUCACGUACCAUGUUCACCUUCUUACGACGAUUCCACGCCGGCCCCCUCUCCGUCCGCCUCUGCCAGGUCCUCCGCAACAGCCCUUUUGUCUACACUCGCACCCACGCUGCCACCCUCCUCCGCACUCUCCUCCCUGCAUUUCCCCCGAUCGUCAAGACCACCCUCCUGGAAUGCCUACGGGAGGAAAGCUAUCCCCAAGUCCUCAAGCCCCUGUCCCACGUUCUUUUCGACAUUAUGGAUCGCGCUCCCUGGCCAGAGCUAAUGAAUUUUCUCUUGAAGUCCGUCUGGGAGGACGGAAAGCAGAGGAUUCAAGUAAAUUGUCUUGUGGUUUUCGCACAUUGGAGGAAUUUCGAAAUUCUGAAACCACACUGGGAGGGGCUUCAAGAGGCAAUCUUGAGGAAAUUGGGAUUUGGGGAAGACUCAGAUGUUCAAGAUGCUGCCUUUAGAGCAGCCCUCAAUUUUCUUCAGCCCUCAUCUAAUCUGUCGACCCGAGAUCAGAACGAAGAACAUCUGUGUAGAAUGCUCAAGGCGCUUUGCCAAUUGCUCUUGCACUUCAAUGAAGAAGGCGUUGCUCGGAUGCGGAAAAUGGCAGAGAUGUUGACAAGUGAUGGGAAAUGGAGUGACCUUUUCAUUUUGCUUUCCAUGUGUGUCACUUCGGAAUUGAAAAUCCUUCAAGAAUCUGCUCUGCUGAUUUUUUCUAAGUUACAUAACUGGUCUCCUCCAACGAAGCCUUUAAUCCCUCACCGUGAAGAUCUCCGACUUGCGUUCCUGCACGCACUGGAUUCUUCUGAAUUGUCGACUCGACUCACAGCCUUUUGUGCGGUGGUUAGUUUGACAUUGAUGAAGGUUUUCGAGAAAGUUUCAGACUUCUUGGAGAAAAUGUUGUCUCUGUUGUUUGAAUUGGUGGACAAUAAGGAAGAGGCCAGUGUGCAAAAGGCUCUUUCGGAGUUGCAUGGAUGGGCAGUGGCAAUGCCUGGGAUCAUGAAGCUACGGCUUGAACUUGUGUUCAGAUGUUUGGUUCAGUUUGCUGAUUGUGAUGAGCUUGAGGACAGAACGAGGUUCCUUUCAGUUCAAAUUUUAGUGGAUAUGGCGAAAAAUGCGCCAGGUAUGAUGAGGGGACUGCGUCCGACGGUCAUGAAAACUUUGUUCUCAGCUAUUAUAAGGAUGCUUUCGGAUAUUGAAGAACCAAGGAUUCUCACUAGGGAAAUGGGCUUUCUUAAUCAGCUUUCAGUUGCUCUAUGUGGUAGCACUGUUAUGCCAAUUGCUACAGAGCUGUUACUUGAAUACUUGAGCAAUGAAGAAUGGCAGAAGCGUCGUGCUGGACUUAUUGCUUUUGCUGUGAUUGUAGAUGGAUCCCCAAUGGUUAUGCCUAUGUAUCUAGACCAAAUUUUGGGAAUAGUUUUGAAAUUAUUCAAAGAUUCCAAUCCUGGUGUUCGUCAGGCUGCUAGUUAUGUAAUUGAGAAACUAUCCGUGGAGCUCAGCCCACAAUUACAAAUUCAAUAUCAUCAUCAAGUUAUGCCCGCCCUAGCUCCAGCAAUUGAGGAUUUUGAAAAUCCAAAGGAACAGAUGAAUGCUAUUUUAGCAUUGUUUUUCUUCAGCAAAGGUUGUACCUCAGAUAUAAUUGCACCUUACUUGGAUGAGAUUGUUAACGGACUACUUGAAAUUCUGCAGAAAGAGAAUCAAACUCAAAAGUUGCAGGGGGCGGCUUUGGCAGCACUUUCGUUUGUUGCAACUUCAUCGCAGAAUUACUUCCAAAAAUACUACAACAAUGUUAUGCCUCGCCUGAGAACUAUCUUGCAGGCUGCAUUUGACACAGAUAAGCGCACUGUCUGUGCCAAAUCUGUGGAGUGCAUUUGUUCUGUUGCAGCAGCUGUUGGAAAGCACACAGUUGGGACUGAUGCUGAGCAGGUUUUGGCACAGCUUUUGCCAAUGCAAGUAUCCCUGAAGGAGAGAGAUAACCCAAUAAGAAGUUACCUUAUGCAAGGAUGGGUUAAACUCUACAAGUGUCUAGGAACUGAGUUUGUCCCUCAUAUGAAUGAUUUGAUGCCACAUUUCCUUCAGUAUGCUAAUGAAUUUAUCGAUGAAAAAUUUACUGAGAGGUUGACCUUUAUUAGUUUGCUUUUCAUGUCUUCUAGAACAUGA
Malania oleifera is the source of this 2274-nucleotide messenger RNA. RefSeq names its product importin subunit beta-3-like. Gene Ontology annotation, cellular component: nucleus; cytoplasm. Lineage: Eukaryota; Viridiplantae; Streptophyta; Magnoliopsida; Santalales; Ximeniaceae. Bases 1 to 2274 code for a protein of 757 amino acids. The transcript is spliced from 7 exons. The record is from RefSeq and is a predicted model, not a curated record. Gene Ontology annotation, biological process: protein import into nucleus. Gene Ontology annotation, molecular function: nuclear import signal receptor activity.